Antechinus flavipes (yellow-footed antechinus) is the source of this 2440-nucleotide messenger RNA. It is a transcript of the gene FRMD7, whose product is annotated as FERM domain containing 7. NCBI's taxonomy places the organism in Eukaryota, Metazoa, Chordata, Mammalia, Dasyuromorphia, Dasyuridae. Bases 1 to 2106 code for a protein of 701 amino acids. Gene Ontology annotation, cellular component: cytoskeleton. The record is from RefSeq and is a predicted model, not a curated record. Gene Ontology annotation, molecular function: guanyl-nucleotide exchange factor activity. The transcript is spliced from 12 exons.
AUGCUGCACUUGCGAGUCCAGUUCCUGGAUGAUUCCCAGAAGAUUUUCAUGGUAGAUCAAAAGUCCUCCGGGAAAGCAUUGUUCAACCUGAGCUGCUGUCACCUUAACUUGGCUGAGAAAGAAUAUUUUGGAUUGGAAUUCCGGAGUCAGUCAGGAAACAAUGUUUGGUUGGAACUUCUAAAGCCUAUAACAAAACAAGUUAAAAACCCUAAGGAGAUUCUUUUCAAAUUUAUGGUGAAAUUUUUCCCAGUGGAUCCUGGACACCUGAGAGAUGAGCUGACAAGGUACCUAUUUGCCCUUCAGAUCAAGAAGGAUCUGGCCCAAGGAAGACUUCCCUGCAGUGAUAACUGUACCGCGCUACUGGUAUCUCACAUUUUACAAGCGGAGCUGGGUGACUUUCAUGAAGAAACAGACAGGAAGCAUCUGGAACAAAACCACUACUUACCUAACCAGGCUGGCUUAGACAGCAAGAUCCUGCACUUUCAUCAAAGACACAUCGGUAAGAGCCCCGCGGAAUCGGACAUCCAACUCCUGGACGUAGCCAGGAAGCUUGAAAUGUAUGGAAUCAGACCUCACCCUGCCAGUGAUGGUGAAGGAACUCAGAUUCAUUUGGCUGUUGCCCACAUGGGAGUGCUGGUAUUACGGGGGAAUACCAAGAUCAAUACUUUCAACUGGGCUAAAAUCCGGAAGCUGAGUUUUAAGAGAAAGCAUUUUCUUAUCAAACUCCAUGCCAAUAUUUCGGUGUUGUACAAGGACACGUUGGAGUUUACCAUGGCCAACAGGGACGCGUGCAAAGCAUUCUGGAAGACGUGUGUUGAGUACCAUGCCUUUUUUAGACUCUCCGAAGAACCCAAAUCCAGGCCCAAAACACUCUUCUGCAGUAAGGGCUCAAGUUUUCGCUAUAGUGGCAGGACCCAAAGGCAACUUUUGGAGUAUGGGAAAAAAGGCCGGCUGAAGAGCUUACCCUUCGAGAGGAAACAUUACCCGCCUCGAUACCACGAGCGGCAGUGCAGGUCAUCCCCGGACCUCCUUUCGGACGUGGCUAAGCAGGUUGAAGAUUUGCAUCUCGUCUACGGCAGCGGGUGUUACCGCAACGCCAAUGGAGUUCACGCCUCGGAACCCACGCUGGACAGCAGGAGGAGGAACUCCACAGUGGAGGUGACGUUCGCAGCCGAGUUUGAGCGCUCCAGACCAGAAGCCGCCCACCCGACACUUGUGCACCAGUCCCAGAGCAGCUCCACUUUUCCUUUCAUUUACCCCCAGCCUGACUUUCACGCUGACCCCGAGCCCGAUGACUUCUACAGACAGAAGAGCCCCCUCAACUCCUUCCAGAUCAGCUCCAAGUUCGCCGAAGGGAACACGAGCACGUCUUUUGGGAGCACGAGAGGGGCGACCCCCCCAAGGCAGCAACUGACUUACACGGACCUGCCUUACGUUCCCAGUGUCAGCCAGCGGGUCGACGUUGCCCCUCCCCAGGUCUUUUUUUAUGUGGACCAGCCACCCCAGGUGCCCAGGCGCUCUCCAGCCAUGGCCGCUUUAGGAAAGGCAGCCAAAAGAAGCCCCCGGGUUGCCAGAAUGGAGACCUUUCAGCAUGAUUUUCAGGAUGUGGAAGAAGCCCUAGCCAGGACUAGCAGUGGGGACGCCCCCGAUGUGGGUAUGGAAGAUGACGAUGGGACUCUGGAAGGUGCCUUUGAGUACAGGGCUCAAGAACAAACCCCUAAACGGUCUCAUAGCCAUUCUGACAUGAAAACCAUCCGUUUUCCUUUUGGGUCCGAGUUCCAGCCUCUGGGGCCCUGCCCUGCUCUAAGUCGAAAAGCCGAUUUCUUCACCUACAUGUUUGCCCAGCAGGAGUUCCCAGAGGUCUUGAGGAGUCAGAGCGCGGCCGAACGAUAUUUAGGUAGCGAUUCCAGCGACUCGGAACCGGAGAUGCUUCACCCGGACUACUACGCUUUGUAUGACAAGACGGUGAGAUCCCCCGUAGCCAGAAUCCGUCUGUCUUCAGGCAGUCUCCAACUGGAUGAAACAGACGAGGAGGCGUCUUUUACUACGCCUGUCACUGACACGGGCCGGACUGCGCUGAAAACACGCAAUUAUUUUCUAGCGUAAAUGGUACACCCCGUGUCGUACAAAUACUGUUCUUUCUGGCAAAGUACUCUGGGUCCCCAGUGGAGCUAUUGCUCCGGCCCCUUCCCUCCCUCACUCUGUUGCAAUUGGGGGAGAACAAAAGGGAUUUUAAAGGUAGCAGAGAGAUUCGUGUGUCCUGCCAUCCCUAGCUCCAACUUGAAAGAGUUUUUUUUUUUUUUUUUGGCUAGAGUAUAAGUGGCGGUUCAGUUCCAUCGUGUUGUUGGUGCCAUUAUUCUACCUUAGGGUUAAUAACUGACUGACACUGGUGAACAACUCAUGAUUCCUCAAGAGGUAGGUUGACUUGGGUUGCUGGCCA